CAAUAAACAUUGAGCAUCCCUCCCUGAGUCUACACUUCUGUUUAGGAGGCAGGGCAGACAGAAGGAGUUGAAGGACUAGAGCAAGAGAGUAUAUGCCAGUAGCACGAAGACAGAGGGAAAAGUGAGAGCUGGGGAGGUGAGGGAAGGCUUCCUGGAGGAGGUAAUACUUGAACUGACCCUUGAAAGAAGAUUAGGCUUUGGGCUAAUGCAGAAAAGAGUGAAGGGGGUUGUAAACAGCCUCAACACGGCACUGAGAGAGCAAGGCAAGUGUGAUUAAGUGAGAAAACCUGCUGGACUGAAGCAAAGGGUAUGGCAGGGUAGCGUGGGUGAUGAAGUUGGAGAGGAAAAUAGUCUGAUGAUUAUAGAGAGCCUUAAAUGUCAGACAGAAGGAGUCAUAUUGGAACAAAGUAGGAAGGCAGUGUAGAUUUGUGUAUUUGGGGAAUGAGAAGGGCACAAGGAAGAAGGAGAGGCUAAAAGAAAAACAUGGGGAUUCUACAUUCUUCCUAGUUUCAGUCUCCCAUGUCAGGGUGGCCAACUCAUCCCAACACAGCAAACAGAUGAGUUUCUCACCCUACUUGUGAUCCAUCUUGGGAAUAGGUCCUGAAGAAGCCUACAAGAAGUUCUGCACCGUAUACUGUUGGCAGAGAACUUUGUGCCUUUUGGAAAGGCCCAAGCCAUCAACACUAUGAAGUGUUCUCAGAUAGCAUUGCCCCGCCUUGUGAAACAGAAAGGAGGAAGGGUCAGCCUCCUAACCCAGCUGCUAACACAGGUACAGACCAAGAUGGGACAUCUUCUUCAAAAGCAACAACCUUUUGAAGCUGAUCUGUUCUUGAAUCAGCCCUGAGGAAAGGAGACAGCAAUUGCAGGAAUCUUAAAAACCAAUACAACAGCAAGACUAAGCCUUUCUUGAAGCCAUCAUUUUGGUGGCUGCUACUUGGCCACUCCUCACAUAGAUCUUUUUUACUGACUUCCUGCAGCAAAAGAAGAUUGGCACAGGCUACAUUUAUAUUAUUACCAGGAGGCAGAUGUUUUCUCUUUUCCCCUGGGGUUUAGAAUUAUGCAAAUGAAGGCACAGAAACAAAAGCUCAGCAAGGUGGGGGAAGAUUGCUCUUAAGAAUCUAGGCAAUUUUCAGAGCUCUUUAAGACACACCUCUCAGUUCUUACUAACAGCUCUCCUGGCUCCUCUCCAGUCUAUUUAGAAUUUGGCACCUCUUCAGAACCUUACAGCCAAAGACCUGAAAGUUCAUUCUUAAGUUCCCAUCCUGGCCUCAUUUUGCAAGUGGAGAAAUUAAGGCAUAUAAUAUGGGUCUGUGGGCUGACUUUGAGUCUUUCUUUGACAUUCCCUCUUUCUCUUUCUUCCUUCUGCUACAUACACUCUCGCUUGGAAAGGAAACUCUACGGCCCAAUUGCCCUCCAGGUCUCUCCCCAGCCCCACCUUGAUAAAAUCUGUAGGGCAAUAGGACCUAGGGAAAUUCAACCCUGAGGCCGAGAGAGACAUUCCUGCUUAACCGCCUGGCUUGAGCGAGUGUGGAAGCGAGCUAGUUAGGGAGGGCGGGGUAGAACUGGGGAUCUGCUGCUGUUGGCGAAGAGGAAAGCUGUGGCUCCCUCCAGGGUCCGGGGGUCGUGAUGAGAAGUGCUUCUGAAGGUUGGCCCAAGCCCCUUUUUGUCGCGCCUCUGUGCACCGAGCAUCCUUCAUCUGCCCGCCCUGGAAGUCGCAGGCUGGUUUUGUUUGGCCCCAGCUGUCUCUCCCAUUUCGUGCAGCCCGGCCAUCGGUGCCUUCGUUCCUGAAGCCACCGACCUCUCACAGCUGGAACUGCGAGCCAGGCAGGACCCCGGCAGCAGACGGCGCCCAAGAGUUUGCCGACAUCCGUCGGGCCGGGUUGGCGCCCCGCAUGUCGUGUUUUUCGCUAGUAAAGUUUCUCUGUGGAAAAGAAGCCCCUCCAGCUUUCUCUUGAUCCUGCAGCGGGCGCGUGCUCUGCUUCUCUCCCCGGUGACUGCGCUCGGGGCCGGGGUUGUGACUUUGCUCCUGUCCCUGGCCUGGCGGCCUUGGGGGCGGAGCUUGGGGAAUUGGAGGAGCCGCCGUGAGAACUCUUGACUGAGCGCGGGUGCGGAGACAGCGCCGGCGAGCAGGCGAGCUAAUAGCCGCAGCCUAGCAUUAGCUAGGGUGCCUGGGCAGUGAACUGGAUCCCCGAAGGGACGCUCAGGCUGCGCCCCCUCUUCUGCCCUGGCUCAGUUCUCAGCUGAUUUGAGAGAGCACACUGGUCAGGGCUCCUCAAGAGGAGCUGCUGAGUGUUGGUGCCCGCGAGAGUGGCUACCCGUCCUGCCUGGGGGGCUGCGAAAGGCGGAGCCGCCACGGAAACAGCUGUUCCCAUGGCUCUUGACGCGCCUGGAAUUGGACUCCGGACUGGGCGCUAAGAUGAUUGCUUUUGCCUUGUCCAACUUCCACAGCACGUAGUUGACGAUUGGAAUCCUGGGCCAAUCAAGAGUCUAGUUUCAAAGUGGUACUCCUGGGCUCUUCAUCCCAGACUCCAACAAGUCUAAUUUGAGACGAGAAGAGAGCGGUCUCCUGCUCUAACUAGUAGAUCUCCGUUCUGGAAUUGGACUUGACAGCUCUCCUAACCAAUACUUGCACUGCAGUGGUUACAGGGUUCUCUUGGGAGGUGGGGAUGGGAGUGCUCUGAAGACCAGACCACAACACUCAGAACCUCGACAAUGGACCGAGUUUUUGAAAUUCCUGAGGAGCCAAGCGUGGAGCCGAUAUCCUCUCUGGAGGAAGAUGUCAUCCGUGGGACGAACCCCCGAUUUACCUUUCCAUUUGGCAUCCUCUUCUCCACGUUUUUGUACUGUGGGGAGGCAGCAUCUGCCUUGUACAUGGUUAGAAUCUAUCGGAAGAAUAGUGAAACCUACUGGAUGGCAUACACCUUUUCCUUCUUUAUGUUUUCAUCCAUUAUGGUCCAGUUGACCCUCAUUUUUGUCCACAGAGAUCUGGCCAAAGACAAGCCACUAUCAUUGUUUAUGCAUCUAAUCCUCUUGGGACCUGUUAUCAGAUGUUUGGAAGCCAUGAUUAAGUACCUCACACUGUGGAAGAAAGGAGGGCAGGAGGAGCCCUAUGUCAGCCUCACCCGAAAGAAGAUGCUAAUAAAUGGCGAGGAGGUGCUGAUAGAAUGGGAGGUGGGCCACUCCAUCCGGACCCUGGCUAUGCACCGCAGUGCCUACAAACGUAUGUCACAGAUCCAAGCCUUCCUGGGCUCAGUGCCCCAGCUGACCUGUCAGCUCUAUGUGACCCUGAUCUCUGCAGAGGUCCCCGUGGGUAGAGCUGUGCUAAUAGUCUUUUCCCUGAUAUCUGUCACCUAUGGGGCUACCCUCUGCAAUAUGUUGGCUAUCCAGAUCAAGUACGAUGAAUACAAGAUUCGCCUUGGUCCACUAGAAGUCCUGUGCAUCACCAUUUGGCGGACAUUGGAGAUCACCUCCCGCCUCAUGAUUCUCGUGCUCUUUUCAGCCACCUUGAAAUUGAAGGCUGUGCCCUUCUUAUUGCUGAACUUCCUGAUCAUCCUCUUUGAGCCUUGGGUUAAGUUCUGGAGGAGUGGUGCCCACAUGCCCAAUAACAUUGAGAAAAAUUUCAGCCGACUUGGCACCUUAGUGGUGUUGAUUUCCGUUACCGUCCUCUAUGCUGGCAUCAACUUCUCUUGCUGGUCAGCUUUGCAGUUGAAGUUAGCAGACAGCGACCUUGUUGAGAAAGGUCAGAACUGGGGACAUAUGGGCCUGCACUAUAGUGUGAGAUUGUUAGAGAAUGUGAUCAUGGUCUUGGUUUUUAAGUUCUUUGGAGUGAAAGUGUUACUGAAUUACUGUCAUUCCUUGAUUGCCUUGCAGCUCAUUAUUGCUUAUCUGAUUUCCAUUGGCUUCAUGCUCCUUUUCUUCCAGUACUUGCACCCGUUGCGCUCACUCUUCACCCACAAUGUAGUGGACUAUCUCCACUGUGUCUGCUGCUACCAGCACCCUCGGGGCAGGGUUGAGAACUCAGAGCCAUCCAUUGAUGCUGAAGCAAGGCAAAGCAUUGUCUGAUUCUGUCUUUUGGGUAUUUUGGGAUGGGUUGGGGUUGCCAAGAGCAACUGUGAAAUUGAAGGAGACGAUGAGGCUUAUGGGUGAGUACCCACCAGGACAUUGUUUUGAGUUUUCUGAAAGCCUAUCAGAAGAAAGAGCAGCCCCCAAAUAGAUUUUAUUUCCUUAAGAUUGACUACUAUGUUUGGACACCAAGGUAACCACUGUGUACCUGGGAGGGUCAGAUAUAUCAUUCACAUUCCUCCCACCCAGGUCAGCUGUCUGGCUGUCCUAUGAGAUAACUUACCUCCAUGCACCUAAGGCUCUCUGUGACCUUUAAGCUCUGCUCAUUCGCUUGAGCAUUACUGAGGUUUCUGUGGGCUGAACCAAAUGUCCCAGAAUCCCACCAGAAUAUAUCCUGACUGAUCAGAGGAUGUGCCUGCUUAUCAGCUAUGGGUACCUCCCGGGAAACAGUCUGACUUAUGUGAAACCUGUAACUGUGAACGUGGCUGGGGUCUUUUAAUUCCAGUGAGAAACACUGAUUAAGAGGAAAACCCCCACUAUUAAAAGAGCUGCUCCUUAAAUGAGUUAGCUCUCCAUUAGGACUUUACUAGUGAUCAUUCAUCAAGGAUCUUUCCUUUCAGUGGCCCUUCAAAGGCACACUCUGAGGAGGGAGUACAGAGUGGGUUUCCUUCAAGGCAUAAAGCAGAAUGACUAUCUCAGGGACCUGCAUGGGCCUCCACUGUGCUGAGUGGAGUGGUUGAAUCAAAGCUCUCACUUCAUGCCUCCUUAUCAGGGAUUCCCUCCAACCUGGCUUUUCUGUGCUCGUUGACCAACAUUUGAUGUAUAUCUCAGAGAAGCUGAACUGUAAUUGAAAAUGUUUCUAAUGUGUGGAAGAAAUGAAGAUUGCUUUGUGUUUCCUAC
Messenger RNA from Globicephala melas (long-finned pilot whale), 4962 nucleotides. It is a transcript of the gene XKRX, whose product is annotated as XK related X-linked. The record is from RefSeq and is a predicted model, not a curated record. Gene Ontology annotation, cellular component: membrane. Lineage: Eukaryota; Metazoa; Chordata; Mammalia; Artiodactyla; Delphinidae.